Molecule: messenger RNA, 8455 nt
Organism: Dromiciops gliroides (monito del monte)
Lineage: Eukaryota; Metazoa; Chordata; Mammalia; Microbiotheria; Microbiotheriidae
Product: solute carrier family 35 member E2A-like
Exons: 9
Coding region: 509-1720 (403 amino acids)
Cellular component (GO): Golgi apparatus
Molecular function (GO): antiporter activity
Source: RefSeq, a predicted model, not a curated record
GAAUAUUCGUCUUGUGAUUGACUUUGGAACUCUGUGAACUCGUCCUAAAUUCUUCCUCUGAGGAGGUGGCUAAAAAAAGGAUCCUUUGCCAAGGGGGCUGGGGCGGCCGGUGUUUUGAAGUGUUAGCCCUCAUUCAUUCAUUCAUUCUUGGGAAUUCAUUAGUGCAUGAAGCCCUGAGCUAGCUAGUGGGGGUGGGAUGCUGUGCCUGCUCCCAAGGACCUCACGACCUGCGAGGGAAAGCACAGAUCAGUCACCUUCCUGCUGGGCACCAGCCCUGAGCUGGGUGCCAGGGACAUCGAAGGACAAGGAGGAAGCAGCCCCUGCCCUCAGGGCCAGGGCAGAACAUGAAGCUGGCCGUCAGAAAUAGGGCACCUCCCUCUCUCUGAAGGACUCCUCUUGGAGGACCCAGCCAGUGUCCAUGCAGCGCUAGCCCGGAGGAGGGACUGCAGGCGCCGUCCAUGUUGUCCUCCGUUGGCACCGAGAGCACUUCCUCACUUGUGUUGGCAGCAUGCCUUCUUUGACCACGCCUCUGGAGGAGAAAUCUCCUGGCCCCGAGGACAAGCCCAAGGGGAAAUCCCUGUUCGGCCUGGGCUCCCUGGCUGGGAACCGGAGUGAGAAAAUUGUCAUUGCCAGAAGCGACAGCGCCCCCGAUGAGAAUGUCCUCAAGAUCACCAUAACAGAGACCACGGUCAUUGAGUCAGACUCAGGCAUAUGGAAUUCCCAUGCUCUCCUCUACCUCACCUUGUGGUUCUUCUUCAGUUUUUGUACUCUCUUUCUCAACAAGUACAUCUUGUCCCUGUUGGAAGGCGAGCCCAGCAUGCUGGGAGCCGUGCAGAUGUUUUCCACCACGCUGAUUGGCUGUAUUAAGAUAUUUGUUCCUUGCUGCUUAUAUCAACACAAAGCUCGCCUGUCUUACCCAUCCAAUUUCAUCAUGAUAAUGAUAUUCGUUGGACUAAUGAGGUUCGCCACAGUGGUCUUGGGGCUGGUCAGCUUGAAAAAUGUGGCUGUUUCAUUUGCCGAAACGGUGAAAAGCUCUGCCCCUAUCUUCACGGUCAUCAUGUCCAGGAUGAUUCUAGGAGAAUACACUGGACUGCUGGUGAAUCUAUCCCUCAUCCCCGUUAUGGGUGGUCUUGCACUCUGUACAGCUACUGAAAUCAGCUUCAACGUCCUGGGGUUCUCUGCAGCCUUGUCCACUAACAUCAUGGACUGUCUGCAGAAUGUAUUUUCAAAGAAACUCCUGAGUGGGGACAAAUACAGGUUUUCUGCCCCAGAACUCCAGUUUUACACCAGCGCUGCUGCUGUGGUCAUGCUCGUUCCGGCUUGGAUCUUCUUCAUGGAUAUGCCAGUGAUUGGAAAGAGUGGGAAAAGUUUCCAUUACAAUCAAGAUGUGAUCUUGCUGCUCCUCAUGGAUGGUGUCUUAUUCCAUCUUCAGAGUGUCACAGCCUAUGCCUUGAUGGGAAAGAUCUCUCCCGUCACAUUCAGUGUGGCCAGUACAGUCAAGCACGCACUGUCAGUCUGGCUGAGUAUUAUUGUGUUUGGGAACAAGAUCACCAGCCUGUCGGCCAUUGGGACGGUUCUGGUGACCAUUGGCGUGCUGCUCUAUAACAAAGCCAAGCAGCACCAGCAGGAGGCCAUGCAGAGCUUCGCCCUGACCGCCAGUGCGGGCGCCCCAGAGGACACGGAACCACUGAUUGCCAAGGACUCAAAGUCGUACCACUGACCUGGUCUGCCGCUCACUUCCGCCAGUGUACCGUUGCGUGCAUUAGACCCUGCAUCUUGUGGGACCCUUCCUUUCCUCACUGCUAACAACUUGAUUCUUCCUUAGAUGUGCAGAUGGGGACUGGGGUGGGGACCAAGGCAGCUGUAAAGUGAAGAAGCCACACACUGUGCUCCUCUGAGUAUCACCAGCGGUAGCAAAAGGCACUUCCUUCUCCUGUCACAAGUACUGGACAAGACCCCUGAGCAUCAGCACCCUGGAGAGGGGCAGCUUCCACUUAGCACUGUCCCCAAAAUAAUGUGAAAACAAUAAAAAAUGACCUGCCACUGUCUUUGGACUUCUUGUUGGGGGAUGGAAUGGGGCACCAUGCAGAAAACAGGCACCGUCCCCCUGCUCCUGUGCAAUGUGCUCGAGCUGAGGGUGGCCCAAGACUUCCUGUGGAGGAUGAGUGGAAACUGUGAAACCGGAGCUUGAUCCAGGGGCCAAGGUGAAUGUGUUACUGCCCUCAGAAACCACUGCCCUUCCCCAUCGGAAUUCACUAAAAACAGAAGAUCCAGAGGUUUGGGUCCUCUGAUCCCUACGAGUCCUUAAAUGAAAAGCAAAUCAAGACUGACAAACCUCGUAGAUGAUUCCCUCCCCCCAGGGGAGAAGGGGGCUUCACCACAUUUCUUCUUCCUUCAGAAUCUGCGAUGAGCCUUCAGCCCCCAAGGAGGCCACCAGGGCUGCUGAUGGGCCAGAAAUGGCAAAGCUGGCUGUCCUGGGGACCAGAGGUUUGAUGAGGUAACCAUGGCUCUUUGUGGAACACUCGGGUCCAUCCAGGGCAGUUUUCCCACAAGCCCUUAAAGGAGGAAGAUUGAGGGGCAAGGGCCCAGAUUGGGCUCCCUGCUGCCAGUACCUCCAUGUUUUGCCAUUUUUUCCUUAAAAAUAUCACAAUCUGCGUAUUAAAAAACAAAAACAAAACCCCCUCCCGGCAAAUCAGUGAUAUGUCAUAGUAUGAGAUAUUUAGAAAAAGGGGUUGUUUCACAGGCUUGCUUUAAAUUAUGGAGUGUAAUAAAGAAAGUUGGACUCCCUUGUGUCCCUGCCCUGACAAUGGCUCCUUAGAAAAAGCAGUGCUGUCCUUUUGUGCUGAAGGGCUUUCCCUUCUCAUCCUGUUGGCCAGCCAAGCACAACCCCAUGGACCAGUGCCCAUAGCCCCUGCCUCCUGAUAGUGUGGGAGUAGAAUAUUAACUGAGGGUCAUUUCUCAGUUCUGGUUCAUUUAAAACAUGUCUCAGAAGUUGUAAUUGUUUUGGAUCUUCUUCUGAGAAUGGGUGUGCUUUUUUAUUUUUAAAUUUAGCGUCAGCUCUAAUGCCAGGUGGUUUUCCUUCUUACUUAGCAUUGGUGGGUUUAGAGCUACCAUUACGUCCCUCCAGGUUUGCCCCACUCAUUGACUUUGUGAAGAUGUUAAGUUUCUUUUUCUACGUGAGAUGAUGAGUAGAGGAAGAAAGCUGAUUAAGAGGUGUUAGUGUUUACAUUUUUGGUUAAAAUAAACUUUAAAAAAUACUGUAGUUAAAAAAUGCAUAGACAGGCUUUAGAGCGGAUUUCAGGGAAUAACAAAUUGCGUUUUGUAGGUAAAGCUAGAAUCUUAACUAAUAGCUUGUCUUACCCCUGUGGCUCCAAGUGACCAAAGGAAGGACCCUAUCUUCUCUUAUGACAUUCCCUUCUGUUUAUGAAGCGGCCCCAUUUUAGAACAUUUUGUUUAAAAAGUGCAGUCUGCAUCAUGAAUCAGAAGUUUCAGAAAUCGGUUCUGUAUUCCAACUUCUCCCCGAUGAUGCCUUUCCUAGUGUCUGUUGACAUCCCUGGAACUAUUUGUAAGUUGAAUUGUCAGAGGGAGACAGAUGGAGUUUGGAAUGGGAUGGUGGGGAGAGAAUUUACCUUUUUUCCCCACAGUCUGACCUGAAGGAACUUUGGGUGUCAUUGAAGGGGGAGGUAGGAGUAGCAGACAUUUGGGUGAUGUGUAUUGUUACAGUGCUUUUUGAAGAAGAUAUUCUUCAGAUUGAAGUUUGGGGUUUCUAUGAUGGUCUAUACUGAUGUUCUCUCCCCAUUUUUAACCUGGGGAAGGAAUGGGGAAAGGGAUUUUCCAUAAUGUGAGUUUGUGGUGUUUUUAUACUGUCUUGAUAGCCCUGAUGCUUCUCAGAAUCAGCUGCAUGGACAGUGGGGUUUCCUCUCCCCCCCCCCGUGAAUAAUAAAGAGAAAAGCCACUUGGGGUCCUGCAUGUUAUACUGUUCCCUUCCCCCAUCUCAUUUCCUCUCCCUCCUGCCCAGUUUGGCCUCCCCUAAUGAUCUCAUUAGCUUUCUGCUUGGCUUCUCACCAGGAAAAUUGUAAAAUGCUUAGAGUAACUACUCUAGUAGAUCAAAUCUCUUUGAAACAAAGAGCAAUAAUUAAGUCUUGUUAAGUUCUUCCUGUUUGGAGAGGCUUGCAGAAAGCAGGAGAGCAAACAGCAGGCCUGUUAGCUUGCAGAGGCCUCUUCAGUAAGUUAAACUCAUGUCUACAGUGGACAUUCCAGAUGUGUUUACUCGGACUGGGAAGCGUUUUGUCUCCAGUGACCUUCCCGUAAAGCCACUUUUCCUUCUUCCUAAAAGAGAGAUUGAAAUUGAAGAGGAUUCACUUCCCAUUGCUGGGUUGGGGGUGGAGCACGGCGAGGAGAUUCUGCCGGUCUGUGAAGACCACUGCAGACAGCAUCAACCAAGUCCCUGAUUCUGCAGCCUUCCACACGAUGGAAGGUUAUGCAUCUUUGCUCUGCCCCCUCUCCAGCUUCUCCUUCUCUGCCCCUUGAAGAUCGCACUCAGCUGGAGAGGGCUGAAAACUCUGGGGGCCGGGUACCCCGUGACAGAGAGCUGACAUUUACAAGAUUUGCCAGAUACCCUGGAAUGAGGUCUGUGGGUCUUGGGCAGGCAUCCCACAACCUGUGUGUCCUCAGAGAGCCAUUGAGCCUGUGGCUCCUGAAGCUGCCUGCGAGCCGCCUUUAAAGAAGACAAAAGACAACGCACAACUCUUGUAGUACUCAGGCCUUCCUGACUCCAGGAACUCCCCCUCACCCCCUUAACAAACAAAACUCAAAACAAGGAUUGAUAAUAUGAAUUCAUUGCUGAAUCAGUAGAUGAGGCAACAACAUAUCACACGAUUAUUUCUGGAACUAUUUGCCUCUCGUGAUAUGGAAGACUUCAGAUUUCCUACAUCCAGCAGCCGGACCUGGGACCUCGCUUUGGAUUGAGUGUCCUUGUUCCAUGUUGAGUCAUGUCAUGGAUGCCAUCGAUGGGCGUUCUGGGGCCGCUUUACAUCCAGGGAAUGUAAAUGUACAGAGAUGGUCUAUUUUUGUUCACUUUGGCUAAGGUAUUUUAGUAACGCUGGCCCCUUCUACUCAAGCCGUCAUCCCUGUGUCCAUAGGAACAAGUAUGUGGGGCUUUGGGGUUGGUUUGCUUGCUUUUUUAGCAUUUCAUUCUGUUAACCUGGCACUGAUUUUCCACCUAGAUUUUCUGUUCGUUAUCUGUGUCAUUUAUGAAGGAAAAAAACACUUGAACCAACUCCUUUGGACUUGGCCCAUUUCCUUGGCCAGGACAGAGACAUCGUGUGGCGGGAGUGGAGAUUGGAUCCUGGCUUUGAGGACAUGGAGGAAGGCUCGCCUUCAAACCUUGCUUCAGAACCUGAGCAAGUUGUUAGUGGUGCAUGAUCCCAGGCAAUUCGCCAAGAACCCUGAGUUACAGAUGGGUUGUCAGCCUACACGAGUUGAAGGAUGUUUCUGAACUGGAAGCUUUCUAAAUGGAUCAAGUGUAGGCUUUUAUUCACAGUUCCAGAUUUGUGUGGGGCGGUGGAGGUGGAGGGUUAGGGAACAUGGCUUAUAGCCAGUCAUUGAAAUGUAUUAAGUCUCCAAUUCAAUUCUACAAGCAUUUAUUAAGCACCUACUAAAUGUAAGACACUAGGGAUGCAGCUUAUAUACCAGAUGAAAGGCGAUGUGCCAGGGUGGACAGGGGGCCAGUAUUGAAAUUAGGGAGACCUGACACUGGCUGGAUGACCCCACACCUCUUGGUGCUUCCAGGCAACUCUCAGAGUACAAGCUACAAAUGAGCCUGCAUUGGGGAAAGGAGCUUCUGCCCCAAGAGUUUCCUGCCCAAUGAAAUGUAAUCUCUGUGCUUCUUCUGCCCCUGAUUAUAAAACAAAGAAACAGGCAGAAAAACUCAAUGGAUGUGGAGUUCUGUAAGGUUUUUCAGAGUCGAUGAAGACAUUUCCAUUCUUAGUGGCACAUAGAUUCCAAUGGCUGUACCUAUGGUCCUCUCAACAUGGAUAUUCAGGGCAGUCAUUUUGAUGGCUCUUCACAUGGCUUGCUCAUCAUUGUUCAGCAUGAGGGAUUGGCCCAGUGUGCUGGAACAUCCAUUUUCUCCCCAUAUGAGCAGCCCAUCUCUUUCCUUUUUUUUCCCCCCUCCAGCACACUCAAUUGGCAUAGAAAGCUUUUAUUUAAAAUCCAAGGGAUCAUGUUAUUCAUGAUCCUAUGAGCUGUAGCUCUCUUCUACAAGUGUGUGUGUGUGUGUGUGUGUGUGUGUGUGUGUGUGUGACACACACACAUUUAAAGACAGGCCAACAUGGGGUUCAGUAGUAUGUAAAGACUAUUUCAAAGAAAGUUGUCUUUUACACCUCUUCUCUCCCCAACCCCCAUCAGUUUUUAAAGAUAUUUUCAAGCCAUUGGGCUCUCUAUUCUACACCUAUGCUUUGGUAUGAGUUGUCCCACAGAACAAUGUUUGGAUCGGUUGUAGCAUUAAAGGAAGUACCAUAUGGCUUUUGGAGGGGGGGGGGCGGGACAGGGAAGAUUAAGUGACCUGCCCAGGAUCACACAGCUAGUAAGUGUUAAGUGUCCGAGGUCAGAUUUGAACUCAGGUCCUCCUGCCUUCAGGGCCAGUGCUCUAUCCACUGCUCCACCUAGCUGCCCCACUCAUUUGAUUCUUGCUUUAAACCAAGCGAGAACUAAGGGCUGAUGUUUUUGGACCUGAUCUGCCUGGGCUUUGGGCCCUUCCUUUUUUAUUGGAUAAAGUGAGCUGGGCCUCUGAGCUCAGGCCCCCAAGGGGUGUCUUGGUUUUGUUUCUCUCUGCCCACCAAAGGCCAGGGAAGGGAGAUGUGAAGAGCAUCCUGGCACCGUGUGUACAGGUCUGCCCCUCUCUGGCUGUCCAGGAGCUCUGGUUUCUUCCGAACUUAGCGUUUAGAAUGGUGAGAUGUUGCCUUAGAUGGACUUAGGUGCUUUGCCCAGAUACCUAGAUUUCAUCUGAAAAAAAAAAAUAAAACAGCAAACCCUGCCCUGUCUUCUAAGAACAAUUUUUGUUUUAAUUCGGGGCACCAAAGCCCAGCUUUGAUCUGUUACUUUUAAGCUGUCAGCUGUCUCAAAUAGAUGUUGGUGAGCUGAGCCACCAUAUAGACAUGAUAUAAAAGGUCAGUGAACAGCCCUGGAUUCAGAAGGACCUGAGUUCAAAUCCAGCCUCAGACACUUGACACUUACUAGCUGUGUGACCCUGGACGAGUCACUUAACCCUCAUUGCCCCGCUCCCCCCCCCCAAAAAAAAAGGUUAAUGGGAGGGCACAGGGCCAGACUCCAGGGUCACAGGGGCCAGGUUAGACGAUGAGCACUGUCAAGGAAGUGAGCCAUAGUUUGUGGGUUUGACAGUGGGUGUUUACAUCCUGCUUUUAAUCACCAGUUUCCAUCCAUGAUGGCAUGCCAAGGGCUCUCAUGUUCCCCAAACAGCCAUAAACUAGGAUUGUUUGACUCAACAAAGCUGCCAACACAAAGCUCACUCAGAAGAAGCGUCCUUACCUGAACGGGGACCAGCCAAGAAACAACUUGUUUGGUUUGUUCAUUUGAUCUGGGGGCAGCCCACACGUAUCCUGUCCCCACUAUGUUUGCUAAACCAAUGUUUUCCCCCCUCCCAGAGCUGUAAGACUUGAGCAAAUGAAGACCUUUGCACUUGAGGGAUGGUCUUUGGCUGCAUCUCAGAUCCUAAGCGCUGUAUCUUGUUGGGUUCUUUUCACAUUUACACCUGUGAGAAUCAAGCCAUAUGUAGUAUUCUGCCUGCUUGGUUAAUAAGGACUAGAGGCAUGCUGGAAAGAAGGAAAGAGAACUCUUAAGAAUUUGCCUUAAACAACUGUUGGUGCAGAGAGAUCCUGAAGCUUCCUGGAAACCAGGGACGCCCCAUGACAUCCACACCACCACUGAGCAGGAGAAGAAUCAGUCCUAUCUGGGCUGUCCAAAUGCCAGCCAACAAGGGGGUUGCGAGUUCCAGACUUGCCACAUACACAGUUAUAUAUGUGUCCCUGUGUACCAACGGGAAUUAUUUUUAAAAUAAAAGAGUGAGUUUUCCAUUUUGAGAAACUUGAAAAUAGCAACAGUAACUGCUUCUACUCUUGAGCCAAACUGUGUGUGUUAAACCAGACCCAAAUGUGUAGAGUGAAAACCACACUGUACAAGACGUUUGUCGGUAUUUUGUGCAUCGCCUCUUGCAGUAUUUCUGUAACUAAGUUCGUUGCUUUCUAUAAGAUGUUCCUCCUCAGCGCUUGGGUUUGUCACUGUUUUAAUUCUUUUGUGUGGUAAUAGUUUGAUAACUGUAAUAAAUCCUGUGGAUGCCUCUUGGCUAUUCCUUUGGUAUGAGUAAAACAGACGGGUUAGUUUCUUUCUACAACCAUUGUUCUGGAAGUCUCAAAUAAAAUCGAUGUUUGUGCUUCUA